CCGCACUUUCAUACCCAAAGGGUUUUGCUCUGAUGUCGGAAGCGUUUAUAUGUCCUUAAGCCUCUAAAAAUUCAGUUGAUAAAGCCCUGGCUUUUCAAUCCUCGAUCUGCACCUUUAUCCUCUUGGCGCGAGUCAAAAAGCUCACUAAAACAAUAUCCUCUCUCUUCAUUCCAUCUUCUCUUUUCCCUGUACAUAUAUUGCACUCAUCAGUUCUCUUCCAUGCACCGAUGCACGUCCAGUAAAAAUCAUAAACCUUACAAGCACUUUUGAUCUUGUUUUUCCUCCUCUUCAGAAACCUAAAACCAAGCUAGAGCCAUGAAAACUGAGUUAAAAGGAAGCACUACUUCCAUUUCCCUCCAAUAUCCAACUCUCUUCAACGCACCGCACAAUAAUCCUGAUAUCUCAGGAGCACUCAAAGGCUGCCUCGGGAGCCUCGAUGGAGGUUGUAUAGAGAAGCUCUUGCUUCACUGUGCCAGUGCUUUAGAGAGCAACGAUGUAACUUUAGCUCAACAAGUCAUGUGGGUGCUCAAUAAUGUCGCUUCUCCAGUUGGCGACACCAACCAAAGGCUCACCUCGUGGUUUCUCAGAGCCUUAAUCUCUAGGGCUUCACGAGUCUGCCCCAUGAACUUCAACGGGAGAAGCAGUACCAUCCAGAGAAGGUUGAUGUCCGUGACAGAGCUUGCAGGGUACGUUGAUCUUAUCCCUUGGCAUAGGUUUGGGUUUUGUGCUUCCAAUAGUGCUAUUCUUAAAGCAAUUCAUGGAUUCCAAAGAGUGCACAUACUAGAUUUUAGCAUUACCCAUUGUAUGCAGUGGCCUACACUUAUAGAUGCCUUGGCCAAAAGGCCUGAAGGCCCUCCUGAGGUUAAAAUCACAGUGCCUUCUUGUAGGCCAUCUGUCCCACCUUUGGUCAAUAUUUCAAUAGAAGAAGUUGGGCUGCGCCUGGGGAAUUUUGCUAAGUUCAGGGAGGUCCUUUUUGAGUUUAAUGUGAUUCGAAGGAGCGCAUCUUCUGAAUUGAGCAAUGUUAAUAAUGAUUCAUCCUGCUUUCCCUUUGAGUCAUUGUUAAGUCACCUGAAUCCCGCUACGUUAAAUCUUAGGGAAGACGAAGCUUUGGUGAUAAAUUGUCAAAAUUGGCUACGUUACUUGUCCGAUGAAAGAAAGGAGAGUUUCCAAGAUGCGUCCCCUAGGGAUACUUUCAUAAAUCUAAUUAAAAGUCUUAACCCUAGAAUAGUACUAUUGGUUGAUGAGGAUUGUGAUCUUAGUGUCCCAAGUCUCACGUCAAGAAUCACCACUUGUUUCAACUAUUUGUGGAUACCCUUUGAUGCUUUGGAGACCUUUUUGCCUAAAGACAGCAACCACAGGGUAGAGUAUGAAUCUGACAUAGGCCAGAAAAUUGAGAACAUCAUCAGCUUCGAGGGGGUUCAGAGAAUAGAGAGAUUAGAAAGUGGGGCGAAAAUGUCGCAAAGGAUGAAAAACGGAGGCUUCUUCAACGUUCCAUUUUGUGAAGAAACCGUGAGAGAUGUUAAGGCUUUGCUUGAUGAGCAUGCUAGUGGAUGGGGAAUGAAGAGAGAAGAAGAUAUGUUGGUCCUCACAUGGAAAGGCCAUAACUCUGUAAUCGCCACAGCUUGGGUCCCCAGUGAGUUAAGCGAUCAUAUGGGUGUGGGCUGAGCUGUCUUUAUAAUAAGGACUUAAACCUCAUUUGGUCCCUCCCUAUCAAUUCACUGAUCACUCGAUAUAAAAGUUUUGUAUCAUUCUAGUAUUCGCACACGUAAUUUUGGUUCAAUUAUUUGAAUAUUGAAAGUACUAAAGUGAUAUAAAAAAACUUCUGAAUAUUGAUCAAUAUACCAUGAGGUUUGAGUCCUUAAGCAUACUAAAUUUACAACAAGAGACAGCAAGAGAAAUGGGCCUAGCUAGCAUGAGAGGGAUUUGAGUUUUGGUUGAGUGGUCCAGGGAGAGAGGCAGAGAAGCGAAAUCAGUUAAAGUUGAAGGCUGUAUGGAAAGGCUGCAAAAUGACCAGCAAGAGACAAGAAAGGAAAAGCGGCUUUCAUUUUGAUUGUAAUUCUCGUCUGCUAGCUACUGCGAUGAAGCCGAGGCUGUUAGAUCACACGAAAGGCAUAAAAGUUAAAUGUGCUGAUUGUCUUUGUACAAGAGUCAAAACUGUGUCUCUCAGCCAGCCAUGCAUAUACAUAUAUACAUAUAUGUAUUCCCCUUUUGAUGCAGCUUUUGUUUUCUGCCUUCGAACUCAGUGCAAGAGGUUCUCUUGGUUGCUAAGAAGAUCUCUCUUAGUAUAUUUUGUUUUCUUAUUUCAAUCUGCAACAGACUCUCAUGAUUUCCAAACCCUUUUGUUACAGCAUCUGCAUAAGCGAAGGUCAGGCAAGAGUGCAAGGCCCUCUCACAGAUAUGCAAGUCAAUAAAUAUAUAUAUCAGAAUUCUUUCAAGCCUA
Molecule: messenger RNA, 2440 nt
Organism: Prosopis cineraria
Lineage: Eukaryota; Viridiplantae; Streptophyta; Magnoliopsida; Fabales; Fabaceae
Product: scarecrow-like protein 32
Exons: 1
Coding region: 316-1665 (449 amino acids)
Biological process (GO): regulation of DNA-templated transcription
Cellular component (GO): nucleus
Molecular function (GO): DNA-binding transcription factor activity; sequence-specific DNA binding
Source: RefSeq, a predicted model, not a curated record